AAAAAUUAUUAUUGCUGAUUUGCACGUAUCCGUGUUGAAGGGACAGAACUCUUACUAAAGCGGACGAAAUACCGGCAAAAUGAAGAUUCUUACCACAAUUGUAGUUUUGCUGCUUGCAAAUUUCCAAGGCUAUCAGGCUGAUGAUGAUGGUGAGGCAAGACUUCUAGCAUCCAAGAACAUCCUUAACCAGUAUCUUGUAGAAGAAAAAGACCUUACAGUUGAAUAUAGAAUAUACAAUGUUGGAGGCAGUGCUGCCCAGCGGGUUCGACUCCGGGACGACAGUUUUCCAGAAGCAGAUUUUGCAGUUGUUGCUGGCAAUCUAGAAGCUUAUUGGGAAAGAAUUGCUCCAAACACGAAUGUUACCCAUUCGGUUAUCUUGAAACCAUUGAACUUUGGAUAUUUCAACUUCACUGCAGCAGAAGUCAGCUAUUCUACUAAAGAUAAUUUUGAAACACGACAGGUUGGUUAUACAAGUGCCCCAGGAGAAGGUGGUAUUGUCAGCUUCAAAGACUUCAACAGAAGAUUUUCCCCACAUGUUCUUGACUGGAUGGUGUUUGCUGUGAUGACAUUGCCUUCACUUGGUAUUCCAUUCCUCCUGUGGUUCUCCAGCAAAUCAAAGUACGAUUCUUCAAAACCCAAGAAGAGUUAACAUACCAGACUUUUAGUCCUUUUAUCUAAAAUUUCCAUGCUUUAAUUCUGUACACAUUUUUACAUCUUUUCAUUAUGCGUCAAAAUAUUUUGUUUAAGUGAAUAAAAAGAGUGGUGAAUUCUUUCAUAUUGCAUAGUUGAGUGUUCUGCUUUCCAAAGAGAACAUGAGAAAGAUUUUAAAUACCAGCUUACAUUUUUAUUUUAAAUCAUGAGACUUUAAACAUUUUUUUUGUGUACUGUAAAUGUAUAUUUAUGUCUCCACUGGGGGAGACAUAUUGUUUUUGCCCUGUCCGUCACACUUUAUUUCUGAUCAAUAACUGGAGAACCAUUUGACCUAGAACCUUCAAACUUCAUAGGGUGGCAGGGCUUAUGGAUUAGGCAGCCCCCAUUGUUUUUGGGGUCACUCCAUAAUAGGUCAAGGUCACAGGGGCCUGAACAUGGAAAACCAUUUCUGAUCAAUAACUUGAGAACCACUUGACCCAGAAUGUUGAAACUUCAUAGGAUGAUUGGUCAUGCAGAGUAGAUGACCCAUAUUGAAUUUGGGGUCACUCUAUUAAAGGUCCAGGUCACAGCGGACAGAACAUGGAAAUCCAUUUCCGGUCAAUAACUUGAAAACUAAUAGACCUAGAACGUUCAAACUUCAUAGGAUGGUAGGACUUACAGAGUAGAUGACCCCUAUUGUUUUUUGGGUCACUCCACCAAAGGUCAAGGUCACAGGGAGCUGAACUUAGAAAACUUUCCAAUCAAUAACUGGAGAACCACUUGACCCAGAAUGUUGAAACUUAUUAGGAUGAUUGGACAUGCAGAGUAGAUGACCACUAUUGAUUUUGGGGUCAUUCUAUCAAAGGUCAAGGUCACAGGGACCUGAACAUGGAAAACCGUUUCCAAUUCAUUACUAAGCUCAAAAUGUUGAAACUUAGUGGGAUGAUUGGACAUGCCAAGUAAAUGGUCCAUAUUGCAUCCAACCAUCAGUGUCUCUUUAACUUUGGCUUCUGUCCCCUAUUGACUUCUUGCCUUUACAACUAUGCACUGGGGGAGACUUGCACUUCUCUACAAAAGCAUCUUCUAGUUUGAAAUAAGAUUAAACCAAACACAGAAUUUGAAUACAAUUAGGGAGUUAUAAUACUAAACUUCAUCCAAAGGAGUUAUUCUGACUCGGACUGUAUUUAUUCAGUUUUGUGUAGAGGGAAUUUCAGUGAAGCGGUAAAAAAAAAUCAUUUUUAGGUGAUUUAUGGUACAAGGGAAACAACUCAAACUGUUUAGUUCCGGUUUUCUGUAAUACUGUUUUCUCUAUAAAUAUUACACCAUGUUAUUGACAUGACACUUAUACAGAACUCCUAAUUGUAAUGAUAGGAUUUUUAAAAUUUGAAGAUAUUUGAUUUCAAUUGAUUUGAUUUUUUGUAAAGGACAACUUUGUUUCGAUAUUUUUCCAUUGUAAAUUUCAGUUAUUCUGAGUGAAAUAUCUAAAAGUUGCAAUUUUAAGUUCAUUUAGCAAUGUCCCAUAUGAGACUUUUAAAAGAUUUUAGCAAACUGCAAAAAUAAUUAUGUUCCGUUUUUUCUAUUGGUUUUUACCUCACCUGAGCACAAAGAGUUGGAGGUGAGCUGUGAUCACCCUGUGUCUGGUGCCAGUCAUGGACAGUCACGGUUGUCUGUCAUCAACAUCUUGGUGGAUAAUAUGUUAGAGGUCACAAUGCCAAACAUUAAAGAAACUUGAUCAGAAUGUUACCCUUAGUAAAACCUAGGAGGAGUUUGUUACUUGGAUGUCUGGGGUAAAAAACUAGGUCGCUGUGUCAGUUAACAGGAAAACGCUGUUAACACUCCAGAGGCCAUAUUAUCUACCUCAUCUUCACAAAACAUUGGUCAAAUGUUUGUCUCUAUGAAAUCUAGAUUAAGAGGUCAAGAACUAGGUCAAAAGGUCAAAACAUAGAUAAGCUUCCUUAACACUUUAGAGACCACAUUUUCAAAUUGAUCUUCAUAAAAAAAUUGUCAAAAUGUUUGUCUCUAUGAUAUAUAGGUCAGUUAAAACUAGGUUACCUGAGAUCUUAAACAAGGUGACUGGGUCAAAUUAUAGAUAACUUUGGCCAUAUUUUAAACUUUAUUUAUUGAAAUCUGUGUCAAGUUAAAAUCUGGAUCAUAGAAAGACAUUGUUAACACCCAAAAGGUCUUAUUUUCUACCUGAUCUUAAUUAAACUUGAUUGAAUGUUUGUUUAAAAUCUAGGAUAGAUUUGUAACUGGGUCACUUUGGAAAAACUCAUAGAGAAACAUUGUUAACACUUCAGAAGCCACUUUUUCAACUUUAUGACAGAAUGUUUGUUUGUAUGAAAUCUAGUUUAAGGACAAAAUUGUCACUAGGUUAAAUCAUUGAAAAACUUGGAUAAUGAUCUAUCUGAUUUACGUUGGUCAAAAUGUUUUUGUCAGUGUGAAAUGCAAGCCAAAUUGAAUACUAGAUUAUCUUGGGUAAGAACUAGGUCAGAUGAGGAAUACAGGGUCUUCAGGGCCCUCUUGUGUUUUUUUUAAAUCAUUGUUGGGGAUUAUUCUAUGAAUGGUAAAAAAUAAAAUUUUUAAAAUUUAGAAUAUUCUAACUUCCACCUGUUUAGACUUAGAGAAUGAUGUGUAACUUAAUAUCUGGACCAUGCAAAAUAAAAACAGAAAUUCACAAAGAAACUUGGGACAGAUUUGGUGGGCUUAUUAUUAUUAUCUGCAGUCUUGAUUUUUUGUAUUUCAUCAUUUCUGUAGUUUGAUAUUUGUUAAAUUUGUUUUAGAAACAGCUUCCUUUCUUAUAUCAUAGACUGUCAGAACAUUAUUGGUCUGUUAUGAAAAGCCUGGGAAAACAGCUAUGCUCUUUCACAUUGUGUAGUUUACAUUCAUAUCAGUUUGUUUAACAUUUACUAAACAUUUGCUUUGUCAUUCUGUCAUAAUACAAUUAAAAGGUAAAUGUCAGAAUGUUAUUGUUUAAGUUGGAGCUACUGUUUUGUGAGAAAUAUUUCUACAAUUACUUGAAAGCUGAUAUGAAAAGGGAAAUAGUACAUAAAUUUAAUUAAUUGAAUGAUGCUAGUUUAUACAUUUAGGCUGUGGCAUUUGAAAACCAAGCAAUUUUUUUGUCAGAUUUUAAGGGUUGGCUGUUAAGCAUGUGGCUAUUUUUUCAGAUUUCCUAAUACAUACAUAAGCUAGUUUUAACAUGAGGUGUUUUCUUGUACACAUUUUCAUCAUAUGUAAUAAGGGUUACAAAGGUUUACCAUGCGGGGGCAUGCUGUUUAAAUGUUGUAAACUUUCCUCAUACUGUAUGAAUGGAUAUAUCAAAGAGUUUUAUAUGUCAUUAUGCAACUGCUGUUAUACAAUAGUUGUUUUUGUACUUUGUAAAAUGUAAAAUAAAUAUUGAAUGUUUUUGUGGUAAUAGAUGUAAAUCAAUGGAGAAACUGACAUAUUAAAAACAUAAAGACUGAA
Molecule: messenger RNA, 4092 nt
Organism: Mercenaria mercenaria
Lineage: Eukaryota; Metazoa; Mollusca; Bivalvia; Venerida; Veneridae
Product: translocon-associated protein subunit beta-like
Exons: 6
Coding region: 80-649 (189 amino acids)
Cellular component (GO): endoplasmic reticulum; membrane
Source: RefSeq, a predicted model, not a curated record